AUGAAUGCAUUCCAGACAGCUGUUAACAUUGACGAUCAGCAGGCACAUCCUGAAGGUACGACAUUCUGGUUCCGAUGGUUCAUUCGGGUGGUUGCUGUUACCACUGGACUACUUGCAAUGCUUUGUGGAUUGUUUGGUGCGUUGAGUAUAUCGCCUUUCUGUAUCAUCGCUGGUGUGAUGAUGAUUGUUCUCGGCUUCGCAUUAAUCAUGUUCGAAGUACCAGUUUGCUGUCAGUUUGUGCAAUAUACUCAACCAGCAGCAAAAUUUUCGGAACAACGUCCUCCAUGGCAAAAGGCAAUACUUUAUUCAGUACCACCACUAGUUCCAUUAUUGCUUUGCCAUUCAAUCAGUAUUGUCUUCGGCUUCAUCUGUAUACUGGUCAACGGCGCUAUUCAAUUUAUGUUAGCUGUUGGCAAAAAAGCACCAUUAGAAGAGAUGCUUCAACGAGCAGGUGUUGGUAGCAACAUUCGAGGUCCACCUGUACCUGAAGGUCCACCAAUGAACGCAUCUGGAAUGCCGCCACAACCAGCCAUGGGUGAUAAGGGAUUCAACUUUACCCCCUUACAUUAA
This is a messenger RNA of Adineta ricciae, 570 nucleotides long. The record is from the annotation of a GenBank genome assembly. Lineage: Eukaryota; Metazoa; Rotifera; Eurotatoria; Adinetida; Adinetidae.